Molecule: messenger RNA, 2384 nt
Organism: Anguilla rostrata (American eel)
Lineage: Eukaryota; Metazoa; Chordata; Actinopteri; Anguilliformes; Anguillidae
Product: prolyl hydroxylase EGLN3-like
Exons: 5
Coding region: 366-1532 (388 amino acids)
Biological process (GO): peptidyl-proline hydroxylation to 4-hydroxy-L-proline; cellular response to hypoxia
Cellular component (GO): nucleus; cytoplasm
Molecular function (GO): peptidyl-proline 4-dioxygenase activity; L-ascorbic acid binding; ferrous iron binding
Source: RefSeq, a predicted model, not a curated record
GAAUGAGAAGCGACCCUUGUUAGCAUGUGGGCCCCAAACUUGUCCUGCCCUCUGCUUGCUGACGUCAGGUGGCUAGGGUUUGUUCGGACUACGUGAGGAGCUGAAAAGGAAAGCAGCGCCAUGCGAUUCCCUCGGGCUCUGAUCGAGGGUCACGAAACGCUCUGAAGUGAACCGACAGUUGAAGGCGUCGUUGUCGAAUGUCGGUUUUAUACGCCUAUUCAAUUCACGGAGAAGCUAGCUGACAUUUUUCGUGAUGAAAUUCAUUAAGCUGAGAAACGGAUGAGGCAGCUACGUUGUCUGUUUCUCGCUUGUUGUGGUGUGACUGGUGGAACACUUCCAAACUUAGCUUCUGUAACGCUGCAAGCAUGGAAGAGGAACGCAGACUGGAAAACUCGGUCGACCUGGAGCGGGACCGACAGUACUGUGAGCUUUGCGGGAAGAUGGAGAACUUGCUCAAAUGCGGCCGAUGCCGAAACUCCUUCUACUGCAGCAAGGAGCACCAGAAACAGGACUGGAAAAAGCAUAAGCAGAUUUGCAAGGAGGCCGACAAAUCACAGAGUGCUCCGCAACCCGAACCACCACAGCAGGCGUCCCGGGACGGAAAACCAGGACAACGGCAGCUGUUGCAAAAGAACGGCGCGGAACAGGACAGCACGGCUUCCCAAAGCGCAGCGGACUCUGGGCCCAUCAACCCACCGGCGGACGAGCGAAGAGUGGGAGAUUUUAUCACUUGUUCUGAGGGCUCUGGUAGUACUACCGCCGACAGCAAGCAGGGAGGAGACGGGGUUAACAAUAACACGAAAGCCAACGGCCAAACGAGAUCUUCUCCGCAAAAACUAGCUUUGGAAUACAUAGUUCCAUGUAUGAACAAGCACGGAAUAUGCGUUGUAGAUAACUUUCUUGGAGAACAGAUCGGACUGUGCAUUCUGGAGGACGUGAGAGCCCUUCAUCAAACCGGUAAAUUCACUGACGGACAGCUGGUCAGUCAGAGAAGCGACUCUACCAGAGACAUACGGGGAGACAAAAUAACGUGGAUUGAAGGAAGAGAACCGGGGUGCCAGAAGAUAGCUUUUUUAAUGAGUCGCAUGGACGAUCUGGUCAGACACUGUAAUGGGAAACUCGGAAGCUACAGAAUUAACGGAAGGACAAAAGCUAUGGUGGCGUGUUACCCCGGCAACGGCACAGGCUACGUACGUCACGUGGACAACCCGAACGGAGAUGGGAGAUGUGUCACCUGUAUAUAUUACCUUAAUAAAGACUGGGAUGCCAAGAAACACGGAGGUCUGCUCCGGAUCUUUCCGGAAGGAAAAGCCCAGUUCGCCGAUAUCGAGCCCAAAUUCGACAGGCUGCUGUUUUUCUGGUCGGACCGACGCAACCCUCACGAAGUGCAGCCGGCCUACGCCACUAGGUAUGCCAUAACCGUCUGGUAUUUUGAUGCUGAAGAGCGAGCAAGGGCUAAAGAGAAAUACCUAACAGGUACUGGAGAGAAGGGGGUGAAGAUGGACCUGAAUAAAGCCUCGGACCCCAGCUAGUAAGACGGAGGGGGGGGGGCGACUCAAAACCCCCACCCGCUCCACCUCCCUGGCACAUCUGCUGAGUUCUGGAAAAUCGUGGAUGAGAGUGAGAGAGAGGAAGAGGAGAAAGCGAGGGAGAGGGAGGGAGAGAGAGUGAAAGAGAGAGAUGAAAUGUCAGGGGAAACUGGACACUGACCUGCGUCUGCUCUUGCUCCUCACAUCUAACACUGCUAAACGCACUGACCAUGAAUGUGGUGAUGAUGAUGAUGAUGAUGAUGACGAUGAUAAAGCUGCACUGCAAGGACUGUUAAUUCUCCAUGCCCUCUGAAUUUGCGUAUUUGUUUAAUUUCUUUUUUUUUUCUUUUUGCGAGGAAUUCUGACAGCUGGGGGAAAAUUUCGCCUGAUGAUUGGAUCUAAACUGGGGAGGAAAUGUAAGGUUUAUUCGGAGAACAAGCUCUCCCAGUCACAUCAGCUUAUUGGUUGAGUUUACCGUCCCAUUUUGUUUUCAUGCUAACUCCUUAAAUAAAAAAAGGUACAGUUGAUUGAAUUCCUCCAAAUGGGUUUCAGGGUCCUUUUAAAGGGAAGGAGUUGUGGGGUUUUUUUUUCCUGUAAGCUCUUUGAGUUAGGAAAUGAACGUCAUUAUAACCUUUUUAACCUCACUUUAAUACAGAUUGGCUGCUUUGCUCUUGUGCUGUGUUUAUCUGGCCUGGAAUCAUCGCUUGGUAAUGCAGUGUCCUCCGAUAGCUAUGCUACACCAGUAAUCUUGUCUGUUGUUGCAGACCUAGUCACCGUUGUCUUAAAAACCAAAACCAACACCUUCUACUUAUCUUACAGAUUAAAUUUUAAAUAAAAAACUGGUUUUUGAAGUGA